Molecule: messenger RNA, 417 nt
Organism: Racocetra persica
Lineage: Eukaryota; Fungi; Glomeromycota; Glomeromycetes; Diversisporales; Gigasporaceae
Source: the annotation of a GenBank genome assembly
AUGUCUGGAGGAAAUAAUACCACUAAAAAACAACUUAAUGAAAAAAUUAACGAAUUAAUGACUAUGAUUCAAGAAAUGAAAGAAAACCAUUUUAAUGAAAUUAGUCUUUAUCGAGAAACUUUUGAAACACAAAAACAAGAAAUGAAAGAAAACCAUGCUAUUCAAAUCAGUCUUUACCAAAAACUAAUUGAUAAAAAUGAAAAAGAAGUUGAAAAUUUGAUGACUAUAAUUGAAAACAACAAAAAAGAAAUUGAACGAAUCGAUGAAAUGAGAAGAAAAUAUGAAUUUGAAUAUAGUGAAAGAUUGGAAGAAAAAGAUAGAAGAGAAAAAACUUACAAACAAACUAUAAAACGAUUAGAACAAGAAAAUAAUUCUUUACGAACUCAACUUAAUAAAAAUGCUCUCCCAUAUGAAUAA